Molecule: messenger RNA, 825 nt
Organism: Pelecanus crispus (Dalmatian pelican)
Lineage: Eukaryota; Metazoa; Chordata; Aves; Pelecaniformes; Pelecanidae
Source: RefSeq, a predicted model, not a curated record
GAUGACAGCGAGGUCACGUUCUCCCUCCACUCGGCUUCUGUUUUCUGCGUGAGCCUCGACCCCAAGACCAACACGCUGGCGGUGACGGGCGGGGAGGAUGACAAGGCCUUUGUGUGGCGCGUGAGCGAUGGAGAGCUCUUGUUCGAAUGCUCAGGACACAAGGACUCAGUCACCUGUGCCGGCUUCAGUCACGACUCUGUGUUUGUGGCCACGGGUGACAUGUCUGGGCUUAUCAAAGUGUGGCGGGUGGACUCCAAGGAAGAAGUGUGGUCCUUCGAGGUGGGGGACUUGGAGUGGAUGGAGUGGCACCCUCAAGCCCACGUCCUUCUGGCGGGCACGGCUGAUGGCAACUCCUGGAUGUGGAAGAUCCCGAGUGGAGACUGCAAAACCUUCCAGGGCCCUGCAUGCCCGGCCACGUGUGGCAGGAUCCUGCCUGAUGGGAAGCGAGCAGUGGUGGGGUACGAGGAUGGGACCAUGCGCAUCUGGGACCUGAAGCAGGGAACCUCACUGCAUGUCCUGAAAGGCCAGGACGGCCACCAGGACCCCUUGACGUGUGUGGCCAGCAACCAGGACGGCAGUUUGAUCAUGACGGGUUCUGUGGACUGUCACGCCAAGCUGGUUAACUCCGCCACGGGCAAGGUGGGUCCGUGUGCGCGGGGGCAGAGCCAGGAGCCCUGGGAGACCGGCUUCCUGAGCCCCUGUCCUGGGCCAGGCCGGUGUCUCCGGGUGGUUCAGGGCUCUGCAGGCCCCGAGCAGCCUGUGGUGGCCACCGGCAGCCAGCAGGAGGCGCCCUUGGCCAACACAACUGCUUCCUCCCUGCUACUG